Molecule: messenger RNA, 3660 nt
Organism: Spea bombifrons (plains spadefoot toad)
Lineage: Eukaryota; Metazoa; Chordata; Amphibia; Anura; Pelobatidae
Gene: CNKSR2
Product: connector enhancer of kinase suppressor of Ras 2
Exons: 24
Coding region: 255-3470 (1071 amino acids)
Biological process (GO): regulation of signal transduction
Cellular component (GO): membrane; cytoplasm
Molecular function (GO): protein binding
Source: RefSeq, a predicted model, not a curated record
GUGUGCUCUGUCCAGCAGUCUGAUGCUGGUUAUGGAAGCAUGUACUGAGAAGAAGCACUGGACAGAGACAUCGCAGCAUUGCUGAGGUCUACAGCUGCUUUCCACUUGGGCUGUCUGCUGAAACAAAGCUUGUUCUUGUCUUACAACCACUAACUGCUGCUGGCACAUUCACUAGCCAGGGAGGCAGAACUCAGAAGACAAGGCUUGGCUAUAAAUCUUCAUUUCUAAGACACUCACAUCUGCUAAAGUUUGAAAUGGCCCUAAUUAUGGAACCAGUGAGUAAGUGGUCUCCAAGUCAAGUAGUGGACUGGAUGAAAGGUUUGGAUGACUGCCUGCAACAGUAUAUAAAAAAUUUUGAACGGGAGAAGAUUGCGGGUGACCAAUUGCUCCGUAUUACUCAUCAAGAGCUAGAAGAGCUGGGAGUCACUAGGAUUGGACACCAAGAACUUAUUCUUGAAGCUGUUGACCUGUUAUGUGCACUGAAUUAUGGUUUAGAAACUGAAAACCUGAAGACACUUUCCCACAAAUUAAAUUCUUCUGCCAAAAAUCUACAGAAUUUUAUAACUGGAAGGAGGAGAAGCGGCCAUUAUGAUGGCAAAAGUAGCAGAAAGUUACCAAACGACUUUCUGACUUCUGUUGUGGAUCUUAUUGGGUCAGCCAAAAGCCUACUAGCUUGGUUGGACAGGUAUUGCCACGCUGAUCAGGAUGACAUUGAUAACCUUAAAAAAAGAUGGAUAGGGCAUAAACUGGAUAAAUCCCCUUUUGCUGCUGUUACAGAUUACUCUGUUACAAGAAAUAACGUUAUUCAGCUCUGCCUGGAGUUAACAACAAUUGUUCAACAGGAAUGCACAGUAUAUGAAACCGAAAACAAAAUUCUUCAUGUGUGUAAAACCCUCUCGGGGGUUUGUGAUCAUAUCAUUUCUCUAUCAUCGGAUCCACUGGUUUCUCAGUCUGCUCAUCUGGAAGUGAUUCAGCUAUCCAACAUCAAACCAAGCGAAGGGCUGGGUAUGUACAUUAAAUCCACGUAUGAUGGACUUCAUGUGAUCACUGGAACAACAGAAAAUUCUCCUGCUGAUCGAUGUAAGAAGAUCCAUGCAGGGGAUGAAGUGAUCCAAGUGAACCAUCAAACUGUGGUGGGGUGGCAGUUGAAAAAUUUGGUGAAUGCACUACGAGAGGACCCGAGUGGUGUUAUCUUAACUUUGAAAAAGCGACCUCAGAGCAUGCUAACCUCAGCUCCAGCUUUACUGAAAAAUAUGAGAUGGAAGCCUCUUGCUCUGCAGUGGUAUGAUGAUGAAAUGAAAACUUAUUCCUGGACACGUUUAUCACCCCUUAUUCCGAGAAGUCCCACAAGCAGCGUUGCUACACCUUCGAGCACAAUCAGCACACCUACUAAAAGAGACAGCUCCGCUCUGCAGGACCUCUUCAUACCCCCACCCCCUGCUGAGCCCUACACACCCAGGGACGAGAAGGGAAACUUGCCUUGUGAUGAUGUAAGCCGGCAUGUUGUGGGAAAACCAGUCUCUAAGGGGUCAGAGUCGCCAAACUCAUUUCUGGACCAAGAAUAUAGAAAACACUUCAACGUAGUAGAAGAGGAUGCAGUCCUUUACUGCUAUGAAUACGACAAAGGAAGGAGCAGCAUACAAGGUCGGAGAGAAAGCACACCGUCAUACGGUAAACUGCGCCCAAUCUCGAUGCCUGUCGAGUAUAACUGGGUCGGGGACUAUGAAGAUCCCAACAAAAUGAAGAGGGACAGUCGAAGAGAAAGUUCACUGCUCCGAUACAUGAGCAAUGACAAAAUUAUCCAAGAGGAAUAUAUGUUACAACAGAGAAGUACUAAAAAGGAAACUGGGAAAAAAUCAAAAAAGAAAGGGGACAAGAACACCAGUCCCAGCCAUUACGCUCUGCUUCCUGGAGCUCAGAUGGAUUCACUGCGUCAGGAAGCGAUCAGUCCGUCGGUGUCAGACGCGGCCUCUUACCAUACUUUCCAGCAAUCGCAAUCAUCUUUACAACAUAAAUCUAAGAAGAGGAACAAAGGACCUGUUCCUGGCAAGAGCAAAAGGCGCAUAUCAUGCAAGGACUUGGGUCGUGGUGAUUGUGAGGGAUGGCUUUGGAAAAAGAAAGAUGCAAAGAGCUACUUCUCUCAAAAGUGGAAAAAAUAUUGGUUUGUUCUGAAGGACACAUCUCUCUAUUGGUAUACAAAUGAGGAGGAAGAAAAGGCAGAAGGGUUUAUUAGUCUACCUGAAUUUAAAAUUGAUCGAGCCAGCGAAUGCCGCAAGAAAUUUGCAUUUAAAGCUUGCCAUCCGAAGAUCAAAAGCUUUUAUUUUGCUGCUGACAAUUUAGAUGAUAUGAACAGGUGGCUUAACAGAGUUAACUUGGCUGCUUCUGGCUACGCGGAGCAGGAAAGGGCUAAACAGGACCAAGGUAGUUUAAAUUAUUGGAGUGAGAGUGAUCAGGAAGAGGUGGACACACCAUCAACACCAAAACAAGAUAGUCCUCCGCCUCCGUAUGACACGUACCCAAGGCCGGCCUCGAUGAGUUGUGCCAGCCCUUUUGUGGAACCCAAGCACAACAGGCUGUCUUCUACAGAAACAUCUCAAUCCCAGUCAUCUCAUGAGGAAUAUCGGCAAGAAGCUGCAGGAAGCACUACAGAUUCUCCUCUACGAAAAACUGCCAGUCAGCGACGUUCCUGGCAGGAUUUGAUUGAGACUCCAUUAACCAGCUCAGGACUUCAUUACCUCCAAACGCUUCCUCUUGAGGACUCUGUGUUCUCUGAUCCAACUGUUGCCUCUCCAGAUCACAGACGACAGUCUACGCUUCCAGCUCAAAAGUGCCACCUACAAGAUCAUUAUGGGGACUUACCUUUGAAUGAGGGAAAUAGAUUACAGGUAGCCAGUGGCCGUGGAGCAAAACCACGCAGUUUUACACUACCACGAGAUGCUGGCUUAAGUCAUUGUGCGCCGCUGUCUCCUGUCAACAUUCUGGAACCAACUGAGUCCUCUCCAAAGCAGGAAACACGACUGGAACAAGCUGCCAAGGAACCAGCAAAAGCAGAGGAUGCAAACAUUGUAAACGAGAAGCAAGCAGACUCAUUACAAGAUCUCUACAGGGCCCUGGAGCAGGCAAGUUUGUCCCCACUUGGAGAUCGACGACUUUCAACCAAAGUGGAGUACAAGAAGUCAUUUAUAAAAAGAUGUAGUGAUCCGGUAGUCAAUGAAAAACUUCACAGACUGCGAAUUUUGAAAAGCACUUUAAAGGCCAAAGAAGGAGAGGUAGCUAUUAUUGAUAAGGUUCUGGAGAAUCCAGAUUUGACAUCUAAGGACUUUCAAGAAUGGAAGCAACUUUACCUGGACCUUUUUUCAGACAUCUGUCAAAAAAGUAACACGAAGGACUGUGAAAGUGUCUCCUCCGAAGUAGACGCCCUUAUUCAGUCUCUAGCACACACGCAUUCAUAUAUUGAAACGCAUGUAUAAUUGUCUUUAUCCCUGGAAAAAUUUGAAGUUUUCUAUUAAUAUAUGGAAAGUCUGCUAAAAAUCUAUUUUAAUGUUGCUGAUCUAAGUGGAGUAAAUCUUAAAUGGUAUUGCCAGUAUCUCUUAUUGGCAUUUGUAUAUUUUCUAUGCUAUUAGUGCUCAGUUUUGUGUUAAUCUUGUGGUUAAAAAGAAA